AUGAAGCUCACUCUCCCAAUGGCUGCACUUCUCUCUGCGGUUUCAGUCUCCGCCACUCCCGUUCCGGACUUCAUCUCCUCCCUCCUCGGCCAAGGCAACUGUCCACUCUUCGGCGGCUGCAUCUCCCAAUCCCAGGCCGAGCUCUUCGUUAAACGCUUCUCCGGCAUCCUCACCAAGCAGGGUUCGGAUCUGGGAGAUUAUCUAACCACGGCUGAUAAGCUGUUGGCAGCGAACUUCCAGGAGAUUUCCGGGAGUGUGAACUCGCUUGCUGGGUUUGACCUCGAAGGUCCAACCUCCUCUUCCAAGCAGGCCUACAUCGCCGGCAUCCAACACGCACCCGCCGACAACGGCGUGAAUACUCUCUACGUCAACGUCGCAAACUGCCAAAACAUCCUUUGGCACUGGGAUAUCAAGGGUGUGGGGUCUGGAAAGUAUCCUGUCAAAGUAGGUUGGCGCUCUUCCCAGAAUUGUCACUUGUCGACGGUCGUGCUGAUGUUCGAGUUACAGGGCUUCAACUACUUCGCUCUGGACAACAAGUGCCAGUGCUCGAGGCUGGAUCUGGAGUUCAACAGCAUUGCGUGGGGCUUGGAUACGGGGUACGGGUUGCAGUGGCCAAACGGAACGAUACAGCAUUAA
This is a messenger RNA of Saxophila tyrrhenica, 636 nucleotides long. RefSeq lists its product as uncharacterized. The transcript has 2 exons. The record is from RefSeq and is a predicted model, not a curated record. Bases 1 to 636 code for a protein of 211 amino acids. NCBI's taxonomy places the organism in Eukaryota, Fungi, Ascomycota, Dothideomycetes, Mycosphaerellales, Extremaceae.